AUGGCGACGAUGAUGGCAGGCUACGGUGCCUAUGACAUUGUCCACCGCCUUGUUUUCUUUCCCGACGAUCAAAUCCUGCCCAAUGACGACCCAAUUAAUCUAGAAAUCAUCACUUUUUCUCUACAUCGGUUUGGUGGUCAGAGCAGAAAUUCAUACAUAAUUCGACGACCAACUACCCCCUCUGAAGAUGCGAGGGAGAUGUUAUUGCCUCUUCUCUUAGCUGCAGGAGUCCCAUUUAAUCAUUCUACUCAAUUGGUCGGCGACAUAUGUGCCCAUGCGAUGGCUUUGGGCGCAAUGAAUGGAUGUCAUUGUUGUGGUCAGCGCACCAUACCCGCCAUUCAAGUAGCGGUUCAUGUCCAUUCAAUGGAGCUCGAUAGUGGAAGACAAGCGACAAUGCAAGGCCCGGAAAGCGAGGCGGUUGAUAGGACUGCCUCGGCGGAGAACUGCGCGAUAUGUUUGGAAGAGUUGGGCAAUGGGGUGGAAGCUACUCAAUUGCCAUGCUCGCAUGUGUAUCAUGGUGGUUGCAUUGGUCGAUGGCUAGAGACAAAUUCAAGGUGUCCGCUCUGCCGCUGCGAGCUGUGUCGGCUUCCUAGUAGUAUUUGA
Molecule: messenger RNA, 603 nt
Organism: Diospyros lotus (date-plum)
Lineage: Eukaryota; Viridiplantae; Streptophyta; Magnoliopsida; Ericales; Ebenaceae
Product: RING-H2 finger protein ATL8-like
Exons: 1
Coding region: 1-603 (200 amino acids)
Biological process (GO): ubiquitin-dependent protein catabolic process
Molecular function (GO): ubiquitin protein ligase activity
Source: RefSeq, a predicted model, not a curated record